UGAGUCACUGUCACUUGUGGAGGAAAGUGCUAGAGUAGUUAGACCAGCCUCACUGGUCUGGGUGCAUUUAUCUGUCUGUAAGGCCUGUUGAAUGUCAUUCCCAUGCUUCUCCUCCUAGUGAUGACAUGAUCGAAAGAAGGGCAACUUCUCCACCACGAAAAUAGACACGCGUGACUUCUAGAGAUAAAGAGAAACAAACUGGAGAGUAAGAGAAUUUGAUAGAGGAAAAGGAAGAGAGAGAGUGAGAGCGAGAGAGAGAGAGAGAGAGAGUGAGCGUAAGAGAGACAGAAGAGUUUGAGCGGGUUUUAGCGUUGCUGUUUUUUGACACCGCUGAGUCUACAGAGCGAUGUCGCAACUUUUCUGACAACCCAAGGAGGACUGGAGUGACCAUGCAACAGACAGAGGAAAUAAGGGGAAAGAAUAUGUCAACAAUCCAUCUGGAAAAACUGGUGAAGUAUGACAAUGGAGAACAACUGGAAUGAUAAAGAGAACAAUCCUAACAUGCUUCCUAACAAGACAAGAGACGCCAGGGCACACGCCUGAAAUUGAACUAAGACUGAGGACAAACACAAGGAAUAUUCCAGAUUGUUUUCUGUAACUCAAUCUCAAUAGCCGCUGGUCUUGUCUAAUCCAUAAUCAGCAUAUCAUAUGUAUGUACUGUAUGUUUGUUUGUAUAUACCAUCAUUGGUCUAACCCAGGGGGUCUGAUGUAAGAGUGCUCUCUGUCCUGAAUGUCUCAGCCAAGCCCCUCUGUUGACACCCAGACCCUGCUUCAGUCCAUGCUCCAGAGACUGAGGCUCCAGCCUGGCUCAGAGACCCAGCAUGGCAGGCAGGACCAGGCCCCCCACGGCCCCACCACAGCUGCCCUGGGCCAGGGGGAGGAUGGGGGGAGACCUUGGGCUAACGCCAAUGGCAAUGGGGCUCUGGGGCUGUCUCCGGCUGAUGAUGUCAGAGCGGCUGAGGGAAAAGGGGGAUGUGAGAAGGCCAGGAAAAGUGAGAUGUGGAGGUUGGACUCCAGGGAGGAGUUUGGGAUACCUGUGUGGGACUGUAAUUUUGGGGGAUCCAUUCGGAAAGGGAAAGGGGAGGAAGGGAGGAAGCAACCCACUGGCAGUCUCCCCAAGUUGGACAGGGGACAGAUGGUGUCAUCCCCUUUGGCUGCUCAGGGUGCCCCUGUCCUCGCCCCCUUACAGGAUCCUGGCAGUGUAAGAGGUGACCCAGGGGGGUCAGUGGGGGCUCUGCCAACAGUGAUGACCUUCACAGGAACUCAAACCAGGAACAAGGGCCACAUUGACGCAUCAGCUCUCAGUAACUCAUCUCUAAGCUCCAAGACCAAGGGUGCUCAGAACCAUGACCGGUCGGUUCUAAUGACGUCAAACUCUGACUUUAUUCCAUUUGACAUGGGGACUUUGGGCUAUGGGGGUUCGGAGAUUCCGGGACAUGGAGAUGUCAUGAAGAUUAUGUCACCUGGUCAAGGUGUAGCAGAAAACACCUCGUCAACUAAGUCGAUGAAGAGAUUGACACAGAGGAUAAAGGAGAAAUGGAGGGACAGGCAGGAGAGUUUAGGGAAGAAAAGGAAAGCGGAGGAUGGAGUUAGAGAAGAAAGGAAAGAUGCAAAACAAGUUAAAUUUCAGCUGUUAUCCAGAGAUGAUAACGUCACUAAGAUGUCCAAUAAAGAAGGCUAUACGACCACUCAGUCACCAAUCAGAGAGGGCCAGGGGGAAGCCCCUCCCGCUCUGUCAGAAGACAGCGGUACAGCGGGUCAUUUCAGAUCCCCAAGUUCCUUUGAGUUUGGCCUUGGGUCCUUUAGCUUGUUGGAGGAGAUCCUCACAGGGCAGGAGUGGUCCAGGUUUAUAAAUCCAUCACAAGUAGACACCUUAGCCAAUCAAACACCAGCUGAAGAGGUCACCAAUCAAUUAGAGACCAGCCAGAGACGGCCACAAGAUCAUGAGAGCGGCCGAUCAACUAUGACCUUGGACAGAGUCAGCCAAUCAGGAAAUGUGAACAGUCAGUGGGACUUCAGACAAAGUGAAUUGGACCAUGAUAGAAGCGCUGAUGUUUCUUCCUCUGUCAAUAUGAAUAUUACAGAACCAAGUCUUGUCCAAGAACAGAACAGUAAAUGUGAACUCAUCAAAUCGGCACCAAAGGAAUACAGUCAUGUCCAAUCACAAACCAGUUCUGAUGAAGUGAGGCCAAAUCAUAUACCUGUGUUAGAGUUCUCCUUCAUUAAGCCAGUGGAGGUCUUGGACAGCUCUGCCCUGAAGAGCAGGGUCCACAUGAACAGAAAAAGAGAGCACCGGUCACAGGAGAGGAAAGAAGAGAGAGAAUGUUUAAAAGGAGAGGGGGGAGAGAGAUUAGAAGACAACUCAGUCCCAUCUGAUGAGGAAGAGAGGGAAGAGGGGGACAACUUCAUGAUGCCUGUCUACCCCCUGAAAUCCUCCCUUUCCCCUCCAUCCUCUCCCUCUUCCUCCUCACAUCCCCUUGUCACCCGAAGUAUACUGCGACACUCACUGUUUCAAGAUUCAGAGUCCUCACUAUCAAUGGAAACAGUGACCAAAAAGAGGCGGAUGUCAAAAUCUCGUCACGUGCGGUUCUCUGAGGAGGUAGUUACCAUGCCGCCCAGCCUCCUGAUCCAGCAGUAUCCUGAUUCAGACGAGGAUGAGGAGGAUUCCACGCUAGAGGAGAAUGCAGUGAUGGAGGAAGUUCAAGUUGUGCCGAUGAUGCCACAGCCCGCUGCUGCUCUCCCCGCCUGGAUAUUAGCUCUGAGGAGGAAGACAAGGAAGAAACACAAACACUGAACAAUAACAGGCUCAUCCUUGUCUACCCUUAUUUAACCAAGAAAUUACCUUGAGAAUCUCCUUUGCAAGAGAGACUUGGCAAGAUAGUAAAAGGACUUUGUAAUUACUUUUGCAUCUUUUUUCAUUCAACUCAAAUGUUUGAUACUGAGUUAUUAAUGCUUUCCAUGUGGAAGGGAAGAGGAAAGGAAACGAGAUUACUUCAAUCAUUUUACAAGCCAACACACAGAAACUCAUGUCAUUACAUGAUCGCUAUGUUUACGUAUGUUUAGCAAGGAAUGUCAGGAGACAAUAGUUAUAACAAACCGUUUCUCUCUCUCUCCCUCGCUCCUCAUCAGUCCUUAUUAAUUAACAGUGGUGUAAGACCAUUAAGAAGCUCUUUUCCUGAUCUAUUAGUGUUGUGAUGGGUCCUUGGUGAGAGGAGGAGUGCCCAGGUUGUGUGUGUGUGUGUGUGUCCGUGCAUAUUGGGUGUGUAUUGCAGAAAAACACAAUACAGCAGGCACGACUCAGUCAAGUCCGAUAAUUGUAUAAUUCCUGGUUACCUUUGCUUUCCACCAGGUUCCAAGAUCAAUAUAGGACCACGGCAUCUUUUCUCAUACCCCCCAUUGUUAUAGUACAUCACAAAUGGACCAAGACAGAGAUGGAGAAAGGGAUGAGGCCGGAUAACUGUAACAUAUGAACUCCAGAGUAUGUACAAAGGUAAUGGGACCAGGGCAAAGCUUUUAUGUGGCGGCAGACUGUAGAACAGCUACAAUAUUGAGAGUAACAGUUUAUAAAGUUAUUUGUUUGUUUUUACUAAUGUAUUCAUCCCACUGUACAGAGAUAGUUUGCAGGGCAAGUGGGGCGGAGCCCCAUCUGUUUUGAGCCUCACAUUUUUAGCAAUAAAUAAAUAAAACAUGUAUAUUUGUUUUAAAUGGGGGUGGCUUGCCAUUUUGAAUGUUAUUUUGGCAUUAAUAUGUGUCACAGAUCAGUUUGCAAACUAUGUAAAAAAAAAAAAAUCUAAAUAUCAUUGAGUUAAUAAAGGCGCAUACACACAUGG
Messenger RNA from Oncorhynchus masou masou (cherry salmon), 3830 nucleotides. RefSeq lists its product as uncharacterized. Bases 731 to 2794 code for a protein of 687 amino acids. Lineage: Eukaryota; Metazoa; Chordata; Actinopteri; Salmoniformes; Salmonidae. The transcript has 5 exons. The record is from RefSeq and is a predicted model, not a curated record.